UUAUCAACAAAGCAAGCUUUCUAAACUCGAAGCGUUCAGCAGCGCGGUUUCACGAGAGUCCACAACUAUGCGCUUGCAGUGUAAACUCACACAUACGGCAAUGAUAGCGUUCUAGUUUUGUCGCGUCGCCUGCACUUCAGACAGGCUGUUUGAAACAGCUGCUCUAGUGUGUUUAUUAAAAGCGCAGUAAUGCAGUGCGUUCAAGAGGCGCAUCUCGUCGUGUGCGCGCUGCUGCUGACGCUCAAUGUGGAUUUGGGAUUCGCGUUCGGGUCGAAUCUGGACACUGAAUUCACUUUUCUUCUACCUGCCGGAGGAACCGAUUGCUUCUUCCAAACAGCCACAAUGAACGGCAGCAUGGAAGUGGAGUAUCAGGUCAUUGCAGGCUCAGGGCUGGAUGUCGGCUUCACUCUGAUCUCCCCCCGUGGAUACAGACUGGUCUCCGACUUCAGAAAAUCUGACGGUAUCCACACGGUGGACUCCACGGAGGAGGGCGACUACAGAAUUUGCUUUGAUAACAGCUUCAGUCAUAUGUCAGAGAAGAUGGUGUAUGUGGUGGUGAUUAUGGAUACAGCAGAGGAGGAUGGGGAGGACGAUGAAGAUUGGGCUGGUCUGACAGAACCUGAGGACUCACUGGAGUACAAACUAGAGGAUAUCAGGGAGGCGAUGGAUGUCAUGCACAGGAACCUGGAGCGAAGCCGGCAGAUCCAGACGACAUUGCGGGCGUUUGAGGCUCGUGAUCGCUACCUGCUGGAGGAUAAUCUAUGGCGUGUUUCCUUUUGGUCCAGUGUCAGUUUGCUGGUGAUGCUCAGCGUGGCUCUCUCCCAGGUCUAUACAGUACGCAGAUUAUUCAGUGACAAACGCAGAGUUUGCACGUAGUGAAGAUGAGCCGGGCAGGGACCUAAAAGGGUCUUAAGGAUGCUGAAUCUACUGUUUGCACUGUUAGCAUAGGUGAAACAUGACUUGCAAGAAACUUUAUCUGUCAGGUUGUAGAUGGUUCUGAUGGUAAUAUAUAGAGAGGAUUAAUGGUAACAGCUGCUGAAGAAUUAAAUAAAAGUAUGUACUAAUGUAUACAGGAAAAUAAUCAUUAAAGGAAUAGUUCACAAAAAAAUUUAAAAAAUUGGAUCAUUUACUCACCCUCGUGCUGUUCCAAACUCGUAUACCAUUGUUAUUGGGGUUUUUUUUCCCCGUGGAGCAUUAAAGGAGAAACAUUUGAAGAGUCUUUACGUAGUUCUUGCUCUACAGCUUACAACUACUAAGCUCUGAAAAGGUUAAAAAAAAAAAGCCCAAAAAUAAAAGUAGUCCAUACAACUUAUGCGCUAUAUUUCAAGUUUAUUGUCAGCAACCAGAUUCAAAAUCCAGAUUUUGUCACUACACACUGGAGAACCAAUGUCAUUUUGGCGUCAAUGAUGUUGACGCGUCCAGAUUCAAAAUACUUGUGGACUUUGGCGGAAUUGAAGAUUAUCAGUGAAUAAAGCCUGUUUCGCACACAAAACUAUUUGUAUGGCUUCAGAAGACUUGGAAUAUAGUGUGCACCAUUAGUAUUAUGGUCUUUUUUGGAGACAGACAUGUUUAUUAUGAACUGGUGCUGUAUGGCAUGAGCCGUGUAAAGAUUCUUCAAAAAUGUCUACGGGUGUUUAUGCAGAAAAAUAGGGUUUGGCAUGACAAUUUUCAUCAGUAAACUGUUUAUUUAAGGAACUCUCAGGUCUUAGAAAAUAUGAGUAUCUAGAGAUAUCAGUGAUUUUUGAUAUCUGAUUUGUAGUUUUUUAAUGGACUAAAUUUUUUUAGAGUUCAAACACUGUUAAACACCAAAUUGACUUGAAGUAGAAACAUGAUUGUAGCUUGUUUGUCAAUGUAAUUUUUGUACAUGACUUUUAGAACAUUGUGGUUGAAAUUAUUUAUGAGACUUGAAAUAAAUAAAAUUGCAGUAAAUUAUGACUAACACAUGUCUUUUUCAUUUAUACAUAUUCAUUAUAUGGCAGUAAAAUAAAAAAUCAAUGGGAACGUUUUGCUCUGAAUGGUUUUAUUAUACAGCACAUCACCAUCUUAUUUGGGACAGUUAUAACUUUUAUAUUGCAAGCAAUGAAUUCAAACUGACCUGGAUCAUUAAAAUUGCAUUUUAAGUCAAUCGUAGACUGCAUUGAAAAAACAAAUGUCAGUAUCAUAUUGAUCUCUAUUAUCUACUCUGCCUUGAUUUCUUAUCUGUUUGUUAAAACUAGUUAAUCUGUGAGUUCAUUUUCAAUAAUAUUUCUAAUAUUCUUCAAUCACCCAUCAACAACAUACAAAUAUUCUCAUUAAAGAUAAAAUCCAAAAUAACAAGUCUACGAAAUAAUAAUAAUAAUAAACUAUUUACAACCAUAUUUAUGAAUUGGCCAUUAGUAAAAGAAGCCAUACACGUUUCAGUGGUUAUUCAUGGACAUGUUCACAAUUAACACUCCAAAAAUACUCAUCAUAUGACUUUUAUUCAAUAAAACUCAUUCCACAGUACAAAUUUGGCACCGACAUCAUCGUUAUAAAUCAUGCAACAAAAAAAAUCAGCAACCACAACAGUUUCCCGCCAAAAGAGGAAAUUUAAAAUAAAAGAUGUCAUCAGGCCAUAAGGAUGCCACGUUUUCUCUGCUGUAGCUCUAUUAAACAUGGGAGUUUCACCCCAAAUCCAAAAACACUCUAGAUCCAAGAAAUCACAAUUAUGAAUGAUUAGUUAUAUCCUUUAAACAUUAAAGCUGCAGCUUCUGGAAUCCUGCUCAAAUAGAUGCAAUAUUUACUGGUUUCUUUUCAUAUCUUGUCAUUCUUUUAAGUUUAAUGUAUACUAACAAUACACAGUUACCAUCAGAAAUGAAUUAAUGCUGCAGUCUAAUUGUCAGCCUAAAUGCUGACUUGUGCCAAAUGAAGUUGAACUAUGAACCUUAAACAUAAAACUACAAAUUGUUUUAUUUUCUCAGUAAGUCCCUUGUGAUGUGUUUCCAAGUUUGCAGUGACCAAAAUAUCACUGAAAUCCCUAUGGAGAAAGUGAAUGGGAAAACACUUGUCUCUGAAAUGUCACUUCAGUACAACAGCACUCGCUUAUAUUUCUUAUGUUUUAAUUUCAGAAUUUCACAAAAGAGCAUAAGAGUAAAGCAAAAAAAAAAAAAAAAAAAAAAAAAAGACAUUGUUGUCCUUGCAGGAAUUUCAACUUUGUUUAUUUCUCUAUUAUUAUGUAUGGGCCCUGUAGUGUUUUUCAAUUUAAAGGGAUAGUUCACUCAAAAAUGAAAAUUCUCAUCAUUUACUCACCCUCAUGCCAUCCC
Messenger RNA from Myxocyprinus asiaticus (Chinese sucker), 3281 nucleotides. RefSeq names its product transmembrane p24 trafficking protein 1a (gene tmed1a). The transcript is spliced from 4 exons. The record is from RefSeq and is a predicted model, not a curated record. NCBI's taxonomy places the organism in Eukaryota, Metazoa, Chordata, Actinopteri, Cypriniformes, Catostomidae. The coding region runs from base 190 to 876 and encodes 228 amino acids. Gene Ontology annotation, cellular component: COPII-coated ER to Golgi transport vesicle; Golgi apparatus; endoplasmic reticulum. Gene Ontology annotation, biological process: Golgi organization; endoplasmic reticulum to Golgi vesicle-mediated transport; intracellular protein transport.